GGCAGCAGCAUCUAGGGCCGGGACAGAGGCACUGUCACCGGGUGUCUGCGCUUCGCUCCUCCUCGCAGGAGCGCGCAGCCCAGACUCCUGGAGAAGAGGGCCGGCCGUCGGUUGGCCUGCCGUCCAAGGCACGGAAGGCCGCCGCGCAAGGGGCUGGGAGAAGCAGGAAAGAGUUGGCCUGGGGGCCUAGCCAGGGACGCCUGAGUUUGUCAGGAUUCGAAGCCGGCCCCGGACUUGGGGAAGCCGUGGGGCAGAUCAACAGCCUUCCUCCUGGGGGGCAGCUGUGCCAAGCGCUCCCCGCUAGGGGGCAGCGUCCUCGCGUCGCGUCGUGGGAGCUUCGGGAGUUCAAGGGCGUGUCCCAGCAUCACCUGGCGGGGCAGCCGCUCCUCGCCUCGCCCGGCCUCGCCUCGCCCGGCGCACCUCCCUCCGCAGCCCGGUCGCGGGGCGACUCGGGCGCAGGCAGGAGUUCCGGGCUGUAGGACCGAGGCUGCAUGGUCUCCCCUCCGAGCCUCGGCUAUGCUGCCUUUCGGAGACAAAACGAGAGAAAUGGUCAAUGCAUGGUUUGCUGAGAGAAUUCAUCCUAUCCCAGUCUGUAAGGAAGGAGUCAGAGGUCACACGGAGUCCUGCUCUUGUCCUACUCAGCAGAGUCCCCGUUCUGAAACCACUGCCCCUGGCACCCCCACCAGGAAGAUCUCAGCCUCAGAGUUCGACAGGCCACUCCGGCCCAUUGUCGUCAAGGACGCUGAAGGAACCGUGAGCUUCCUCUGUGAGGCGGAAAAGAAGGAACAGAUGCCUCUACAGCCCCCCAGGUUUGGUGCUGAUACAGGAGAUCAGUGCUCAAGGCUCUUGGAGCUUGUGAAAGAUAUUUCUAGUCAUUUGGAUGUCACAGCGCUUUGUCACAAAAUCUUCUUACACAUCCAUGGGCUGAUCUCCGCUGAUCGCUAUUCCCUUUUCUUGGUCUGUGAGGACAGCUCCAAUGACAAAUUCCUCAUCAGUCGCCUGUUUGAUGUGGCAGAAGGCUCUACCCUGGAAGAAGCUUCCAAUAGCUGUAUCCGCUUGGAAUGGAACAAGGGAAUCGUGGGACAUGUGGCAGCUCUGGGGCAACCCUUGAACAUCAAAGAUGCCUAUGAGGAUCCAAGGUUCAAUGCGGAAGUGGACCAAAUCACAGGCUACAAGACCCAGAGCAUUCUCUGUAUGCCAAUCAAGAACCAUAGGGAUGAGGUUGUUGGUGUGGCCCAGGCCAUCAACAAGAAAUCUGAAAAUGGUGGCACAUUCACAGAAAAAGAUGAAAAGGAUUUUGCUGCUUACCUGGCAUUCUGUGGAAUUGUUCUCCACAACGCCCAAUUAUAUGAGACAUCACUCCUAGAGAACAAACGGAACCAGGUGCUGCUGGACCUUGCUAGCUUGAUCUUUGAAGAGCAGCAGUCCCUGGAAGUGAUUCUAAAGAAGAUCGCGGCCACCAUCAUUGCCUUCAUGCAGGUGCAGAAAUGCACCAUCUUCAUAGUGGACGAAGACUGCUCGGAUUCAUUUUCUAGGGUGUUUCACAUGGAGUUUGAGGAUUUGGAAAAACCGGCAGAUUCCUUAUCAAGUAGGGAUGGAGACAUGAAUAGAAUCAAUUACAUGUAUGCUCGCUAUGUCAGAGACACCAUGGAACCUCUUAACAUCCCCGAUGUCUAUAAGGACAAGAGAUUUCCCUGGACAAAUGAAAAUGCAGGAAACUUUCACCAGCCCAUUAGAAGUUUGCUUUGCACACCUAUAAAAAAUGGAAAGAAGAACAAAGUGAUAGGAGUUUGCCAGCUUGUCAAUAAGAUGGAAGAGAAUUCCAGCAAAUUCAAACCUUUCAACAGAAAUGAUGAGCAGUUUCUGGAAGCCUUUGUCAUCUUUUGUGGAUUGGGGAUCCAGAACACUCAGAUGUAUGAAGCAGUGGAGAGAGCCAUGGCUAAGCAGAUGGUCACCCUGGAGGUCCUAUCAUAUCACGCUUCUGCAGCAGAGGAGGAAACCAGAGAGCUUCAGUCAUUAACAGCCGCCAUGAUACCAUCCGCCCAGACCCUCAAGAUAAUGGACUUCUCCUUCAGUGACUUCGAGCUCUCCGAUUUGGACACGGCCCUCUGCACAAUUCGGAUGUUCACUGACCUCAACCUCGUGCAGAAUUUCCAGAUAAAACACGAGGUUCUUUGCAGGUGGAUUCUAAGCAUCAAAAAGAAUUAUAGGAAGAACGUAGCCUACCACAACUGGCGGCACGCCUUCAACACUGCCCAGUGCAUGUUUGCUGCAUUAAAGUCCGGGAGAAUUCAGAGUCGGCUGACCGACCUGGAGAUCCUGGCCCUGCUCAUCGCAGCCCUGAGUCAUGACCUGGACCACAGAGGGGUGAACAACUCUUAUAUACAGAGGAGCGAGCACCCCCUUGCCCAGCUUUACUGCCACUCCAUAAUGGAACACCAUCAUUUUGACCAAUGCCUCAUGAUCCUCAACAGCCCCGGCAACCAGAUUCUCAGUGGCCUGUCCAUUGAAGAAUACAAGGCCACGCUGAAAAUGAUCAAACAGGCAAUUUUAGCCACUGACUUGGCAUUAUACAUCAAGAGAAGAGGAGAAUUUUUUGAACUUAUAAGAAAGAAACAAUUCAACUUAGAAGAUCCCCAGCACAAGGAGUUAUUUUUAGCAAUGCUGAUGACAGCCUGUGAUCUCUCAGCGAUAACCAAGCCGUGGCCUGUUCAGCAGCGGAUAGCAGAACUGGUAGCUGCAGAAUUUUUUGACCAAGGAGACAGAGAGCGAAAGGAGCUGAACAUCGAGCCCACAGACCUGAUGAACAGAGAGAAGAAAAACAAAAUCCCAAGUAUGCAAGUUGGAUUCAUCGAUGCCAUUUGCUUGCAGCUCUAUGAGGCCCUGGCCCACGUCUCAGAGGCCUGCUUCCCUCUGCUAGAUGGCUGUAGAAAGAACAGACAGAAGUGGCAGGCCCUGGCGGAGCAGCAGGAGAAGAACCUGCUCAAUGGGGAAAGCAGUCAACCCAAGCUGAAGUGAGGGGCCGCCGGACUGAGCGGGCAGAGUUUACGUUUACAUAGAAGAUGCCCUGUUUUGUGAUCCGUAGUUUUCACAGACACUGUAGGAUUGGGUAUAGAUUUUGCCACUGCUGUAUUUUUUUAACGUUUGGUUUUAUUUUUGCACAACGUUGAAGGGCAUAGGGUGACGUGUUCGUAGGGGACUGUCUUUAUACCACUGAAGUGAGGUGGCUCACUUUGACCACCAUGGUCCCAGCUGGCAGAGCACCAGUGUUGAUGCUCAGGCCCUGCAGAGGGAGGUGGGGGAGGCUUGGGGGCCCUCGGCCCUGGGCUCAUCCGUCUGUGUCCCCGGCUGUUUUGGCUGUGGCCAGAUGACCAGUUCUUCAAGAAUGCUUGGCAGCUUCUCCCUCUUCCUGGGGGAGCCAGGAUCAACAGUCCAUUCCUCGGUGUUUGAGAACACACAGGAGGAACGGCUGUUGUCCGGGCCUGACUUUGGGCAGAGCUGGACUGUGGGGAUUGGGGGGGUGGGCGGUGCGUGUUUACCACUGAUCCCUUUGCACAUCACAAUCAUGUCUUGACUCAGCAACUUUCAGAAUUCUAGAAUAUUGGGAAAGGUGUGACAUACCCUGUGAUUUAUAGAGAAGAUAAGUACAGAGGACACUCAUGAUGAUCCUAGUUUUAGCGCUGGGGCUGGGUGGGAUAUCAGAAGUCAUCUAAUCCAACCCUUUCAUUCUCAAGAUAAAAGCCAUGGAACCCACCCCCAAAAGUGAAAUGACGUGUCCAAGGUCACACAAGUAGUAGGCAUCAGAGGCAAGAUUUGAACCCAGGUCUAUAGGACCAUAGUUCUAAAGAAUUAAGGGACUUCCCAAACCUCUUCAACUCUCCUAUCUCACGGGUAGGGCCCAGGGAGGCUAAAUAAGUGACUUUCCCAAGGUCACACAGGUAGCAAACAUCAGAAGAGGAAUUUGAUCCUGGGUGCAGAGAUCUAGAGUUAGAAGGAGGAACCACAGAGGGCAGUGAUUAGAGCCAACCACCUAAUUUUACAGAUAAGGAAAUCAAGGUACAGAGAUGGGGACUUGCCUAGGGUCACACAGCUACUCACUUUUUUGAUGAGAAAGAUUGAUUUGUAGAUGUCUGAGAGAGAAGGAAUCUUUGAAUAAACUUCAGGAAGUCCUCUCCUUCCACUGGGGACUGCAAAAUCACCAUCCCUUCUUUAAAAAUAGUGUUACAAUUUAUAUCUUGAAAAAUUAAAUUUCAGUAACUUGAGUCUCAAAAUGAGUGAAUGGGCAGCACUAGGAAUCUAGCAUAGUCCUGAGUGAAGGGUAGCCAUGGAUAGGGUAGAAUGACAACCAUUCCUUCCCCUUUCACUUAGAAAGGAGUCCCAAGGAGCUGCAUGAAGAUGGGGCUUUUUUAAUCAUUAAUGCGGCAAAGAGAGAACACAGCAAUCCUUGCACUUUGAUAAGCAGCAAAAGGUCAUUGGGAUCUCCCUUUGCUACCCAUAUUGGGAUGCUGUUGGGGGUCAAAGGGAAAUAUCAGGAGAAGUCCCCCAGCCAUAAACAGCCCCCUAAGCCCCAUGGAAGCAAGUAGCUUCAUUCCAUGGGAUCAGUAGGCAGGGAUGGGCGAGGCCAAGCGCUACCCCCAGAAAUGACCCACUUCUCUCUACUUCUUUGGAUCAUGUGACUUGGCUGCCAUCUUUCUCCCCUAGUCCUUCCUUGGCGGGAUCAUAGGCAUCUCCCGUUCAGUAGUGUGCCCUUGGGCCCCUUGGAAAAGCGGACAUGCAGAAUGGAAGGAAGGAGGCAAUAGAAAGGGGGAGGCCUGGAGCUUCCCAACAAACGGUGUCAAUGUGUUUGCUCACAGUUCCCAUCAUCCCUUAGUCAGAAGCACUCAGGAGAACUUUUUUUUUAGUCCAGACCUCACAUGUAGAGUGUUUCUAGUGUAGAACCCCCCUUUCCCAAGGAAAUUGCUGAUUCACCCAUAACUUACACUCUUAGGCAGUUGCCUAGGAGCACUUCAAGGUUAGGUGACUUGUCCAGAGUCAUACUUCCAGUCUGGCCCUUGGCAGCCCUCACUAGUAUCAUAAUGUCCUAGUACACAAAGACCAUUUCCUACAAAUACGUUGUUUUCUUUGUGUGACUAUUUCACAUAGCUGUUCACAUAAAGUUCAAGGUAGAAUUUAAUUUGUGAAAUACUUUGAGAGGCAGCUAGGUGAUGCAGUGGAUAAAGAACCGGCCCUAGAGUCAGGAGGACCUGAGUUCAAAUCUGGCUUCAGACACUUGAUACUUACUAGCUGUGUCACUUAACCCUCAUUGCCCAACAAAAAAAAAAAAAAAGAGAGAGAAAAGAAAAGAAAUACUUUGGGUACCAUGAUCUUAUGCAUAUUUGAUCUAUAGAUACAAAUUUCUCAUGAUUUUGGCCGAAGUUAAUGUUUCCUUAGGUACCACCUCGGUAAUCAUAGUUGGUUCUGUGUCAGGGCAUAAAAUACUCUGAUAAGCUCCGAGCUGCUCACCAGUGGGCUUGCUGUGGCUGGAGUACACAGUGGGGUUUUGUUGCACUUUUAUGGCACUUUGUAGAGAUAAGAGUUGUGACCCUUGCCCCUUAAAUGGCAGAACUCGUAAAUGACUUGGAUUGCCACAAAGCUAGUUACCCAGGUCUGCUGGCCCAUCUCUCCAGAAGUGGCCGUCAUCUCUAAUGCUUGAUAUCUAUGUGACCUUGGAUCCCGACCUCAGUUUCCUCCUCUAUAAAAGGAGGGAGUUGCAGUAGAUAACGUCUGGCAUCCCCUCAAAGAUCGAGUCACCUUAGGAAAAAAACACAUCCUAUCCUCCAUAUUGGGACAGCCUUCAGAUUCUGCAUCCACACCCAAGUCUAUAACUUGCCACAGGUUUAGACUCUUCCCACCUAAACAAAGAUGAUUUUCGAGAGGAUGCCUUGUAGGCAAUUAUUGGUGGAAUGAAGAUAAGUGUACUUUGUAUUGGGAUACUAUCUAGUGGUGUUUUCCCACUUUCCAGUCCCAGAGGUUAGGACACAUUUGUUCUGCUUGAUGUUUACCCAUUAGAGACGGUGGUUCAUGCAGAAGUUAAAAGUGCUCCCCUUACUCUUUCCACUGAAGUGGUUUAUGUGCCAAGCAAAUUUUGAACUUAACGAGCUUUAUUGUUGUUCAAAAUAGGGGCCAUCUAGCUGGGCUAUUUAGUAUCCUAGAAUUAGAGCUGGAAGAGCCCUCAGAGAUUAUUCAAUCCAGUCCCUCACUUUACAGAUAAGGAAACUGAGACCCAAAAGGUUUAAGUGACCUGCCCAAGGUCACACAACUAGUGUAUGUCUGAGGCAGAAUUCUAACACAUCUUGUUUAUUCCAUGGCCAGUGCUCCUUCCAUUCUGCCAUGCUUCAUUACAUGACUUGUUUAUAAUCGAAGGGAUGCUAAAUUUGCACAUCCCCAGCCAACCUCGUGUCGACCUUAGGUAAGCUGACCCUUUGAACAGCCUCCAUCAGCAGACCCAUGCAAUCUGUGAAAAGUAGGAACAAAUCAGAAUCAGCUGGCUGCUACCACAAAUGCCAGUCUCCUAUUCUCUUCCCAAGGUAGAUGAAGAAAGUUCACUUUUGUCUUUUCCUGCUUUGAUACUUAGAGCUCUAUGAUUUCAUCAUUGUGGGUGUUCCUGCUCCUCCUGUGGGCCACAGCCUCUCCUGCCUUCUCAGCCUCUGCAAUUCUUGUCUUCUACCUUCUACAGAGCCUUGGCCUCAAUGGUUUUUCCUAAAAAUGAACAUUCUAGGGGGUGGCUAGGUGGCACAGUGGAUAAAGCACUGGACUUGGAUUCAGGAGGACCUGAGUUCAAAUCCAGCCUCAAACACUUGACACUUACUAGCUGUGUGACCUUGGGCAAGUCACUUAACCCUCAUUGCACUACAAAAAAACAAAAACAAAAACAAAAAAACAAAAAAAUGAACAUUCUAAGUAGUUUCUGCUGUGUGGUAGCAAGAGUAACAGAUGCAAAAGCUGAGAGCAAUGUGCAGUUACUUUCUGGUAAAACGGCCCGGUUUUUUCAUAGGCUUUUUUCACAGAAUUUUGGUCUUUUCAUAGAAUUGGUAUUUUCCUUCUUGUGGGGAUUUGUGCAGAUCACUGAAUCACUCUGUGCCUGAGGGAACCAGGCUUUGUACAUGGAAUUAGGGAUGCUUGGGAACCUUUACACUUGAUGUCUUCGAAGACAGCAGCAUGGAAGAAGGCAGCUGCAAUAUUCUCCCUCCAAACUGCCAGUGUCCAAAACUGGAUACAGGACAUUGGUCUAAUGCAGCCUUUCUUAUGUCCUUGUGAAUUCCCCGGUCUUUGCAAAGAAGAGAAUACCUUCUUCAAACUUCACUUGUAAAUAUGUGGUAAAGAUGAGACUUUUUAAAACUCUUCAGGAUGAUGUGCUCACCACUCCUGAUCUCCCCUUUGAAGUGGGACAAAAGCAAGGACAGAAAAUCUUAAAUAUCGGGCAAGGAUGGUGGGUGGGCUGGGAGGAAAUUGACAUAACUGUGUGCUGUCUGCUCCAUUGCUCACUUGGGGUGUGUAAUGCAGGAGCUGGAGGGCUUGGAUUGGUCUCUGUUAUUUCUCCACCUUUAACAUGCUCCCUGCCCUUUCUGCUAGGUCUUUCUAUUGAUGUAUGAACUACUGUAAUAUUUGCCAGCAAUGCUGUGGUUGGGGUUUUUUCCUAGAUUUCUGAAAUAGGAUGGUGAAGCAAUGGGAGGGCUGCCCUCUUCUGCAGUUGCUCAGAUGCUUUGAAUGGGUACCAGGGAGAAAGGGAGGAAGGGAGCACUUUCUGGUCGACAAAGGACCCCUCUGGAGACUUAUCUAUUCCUAACUUUGAUGACUUUUAGUGGAAUCUAGGGCAGAUAACUUUCUCUCUGUUCCCCGACUACUGCUCCCAGGUCUUUAUUAAGUGCGUGCUAUGAGGUUUCAUGAAACCUUUCUUGAUGGAGAACUUAGGAUAAGCCUGGAAAUGGGACACUGAGUCAUUCUUCCCAUCAUCCUCUGGGAUCAAAGGCUGCUAAGUCAGGGAGACCUGUCCAACAUCCCAGCACACAGAGUUGUUUGUUUCUUGCCCCAUACAAACUAGAUUGAAGCUCUUUGGAACCAUACACUUGGAAAUCAAAAUCACCGUCCCAGGCUGUUCCAUUUUUGGCUCGUAUUAAGUAAGCACCUUCCUGGACCCCUUUUGCUCUGCCAUAUAGAGAAAGGAAGAAAGCAUUGAGCUCACCUACUCCCUUCCUACACCUACCAAAAGCCUGUGUAUACAUGUUUUAAUGAAUGUAGCUGAAAGUGUAAAUACUUUUUAAAAAUAAAUUACAUAAUAGUUUAAUUUUUUAAAAAAAUCACAAUGAACCAUCACUAGCCACUGUUAGUAUUUCUUUGUAUUCUUAUACUUUUUCAAAGUAUUGGAACAAAUAUAUAGUUUCUGGACACUAUUUUUGUACUAGGAUGGGGAGGGGAGGGUGCUGUGUAUAUUAUGUUUAAUGGUGUUUGAAUGUCAAUGUCUCUCUCCCACCCCCUCUCUCCUCCCCCACUCCCUGUUUCAGACAAUCUUCUUACAUGACAGACUUGAGUGUAAGGACCAGUUGGCUUGGACUGUCCGCCAACCAACUGGUGAAAGAAAAAACCCAUAGGGGAAUUUUCCACCGAGUCCAGACUAUUCACUUGCCACUUACCUCCUCAUUGUAUUCUUUGUGCUGUUUUUCAUUCUUUGAAAAAUAAAAAGGAUGAUAAACA
This is a messenger RNA of Dromiciops gliroides (monito del monte), 8730 nucleotides long. It is a transcript of the gene PDE5A, whose product is annotated as phosphodiesterase 5A. The record is from RefSeq and is a predicted model, not a curated record. Lineage: Eukaryota; Metazoa; Chordata; Mammalia; Microbiotheria; Microbiotheriidae. The coding region runs from base 517 to 3018 and encodes 833 amino acids. Gene Ontology annotation, biological process: signal transduction. Gene Ontology annotation, molecular function: 3',5'-cyclic-GMP phosphodiesterase activity; protein binding. The transcript is spliced from 21 exons.